UGUCUCUCCUGACCCGCCGUAGGUGCUAGCAGCGCAUAUGCUAGGCAUUCAAACUACUCGUGUGCUGUGAAGUAGUGCUUUAGUUUUUGCUUAAAGAGCGAAGAAAGUGUGAGAAUGUUUCUUCAAUCAACAAAUCCCGUCAACCCCAUUGUCUUCUUCGACAUAACCAUCGCGGGGCAGGAUGUCGGACGCAUGAAGAUGGAGCUGUUUGCUGAUGUGGUUCCAAAGACGGCAGAGAAUUUCCGGCAGUUCUGCACUGGAGAGUUCAGGAAGGAUGGAGUCCCGAUUGGUUUCAAAGGUUGCACAUUCCACAGGGUGAUCAAAGACUUUAUGAUACAAGGAGGAGACUUUGUAAAUGGUGAUGGGACUGGUAUUUGUAGCAUCUACAGAGGUCCAUUUGCAGACGAGAACUUCAAAUUAAAGCACAGUGUGGCUGGUCUUCUGUCCAUGGCAAACAGUGGCCCAGGGACAAAUGGCUGUCAGUUUUUCAUUACCUGCACUAAAUGUGACUGGUUAGAUGGGAAGCAUGUUGUUUUUGGGAAAGUGGUCGACGGUUUGCUGGUCAUGAGAAAAAUUGAGAAUGUUCCUACGGGACCCAACAACAAGCCCAAACUCACCAUUGUCAUCGCACAGUGUGGAGAGAUGUGAUCCAGAACCGCACCACCUCAGUGUCCAGGAAGUAGUGUCUCACUCUAACUUGAUACACCUCAACAAACAUCAACCCAUAUAGUUUUUCCUGUAUGGAUGACUUUAUAAAGUAAUGACAGUAUAAAGAUCGGCAGUACAUCAUUUCUGCAAUUUUCUGAGUUUGGUAUAACUUACACCACAUUCACUGCUGCAUCCAAACCCAGAUAAGAUUAUUCUUAUCUCAGGUGGGUUUUGGAACUGACAAAAUGUGCUAACUAUAUGGAUUUAAAAUUCAGUUUCCAAAACUUCAUGUUCAACACUUGUUGUUUAUCUUAUUCCAAAUGAAGACAAAUUUGUGUAUGCUGUUGUAAAAAGACAAACAAGAAAGUCUAAGUCUGAAGAAAAUUAUUCUUGGCAUGUGACGCAUUCUUAUUCAGUCACUCUGUGUGUAAUUUGUGAUCAAUAAAUUGUUUUGCAUUUUUAUAAA
Molecule: messenger RNA, 1114 nt
Organism: Epinephelus fuscoguttatus (brown-marbled grouper)
Lineage: Eukaryota; Metazoa; Chordata; Actinopteri; Perciformes; Serranidae
Gene: ppih
Product: peptidylprolyl isomerase H (cyclophilin H)
Exons: 9
Coding region: 115-648 (177 amino acids)
Biological process (GO): protein folding; protein peptidyl-prolyl isomerization
Cellular component (GO): intracellular membrane-bounded organelle
Molecular function (GO): peptidyl-prolyl cis-trans isomerase activity
Source: RefSeq, a predicted model, not a curated record